CACAUUGGUGCGACGUACAACGAGAUUCAUACCAUUAUUGGGAAAGCGGCGGAUCGAAUUAGAAAGCAAUUCGCGCCUGACAUGAUGGUGGCUAUCGGUUCCGGUUUCUUCCCCGCACGUGUUAUGAGAACGUUCCUGAAGGACCCCAAGAGCAAACGUAAUAUUCCUAUCCAGGCGAUCGGUCUAAGCUUGUAUGAGUCCUUGCCAACGACGACAGCGGAGCAACAAGGGGUGGAGGUCGUGAAGACGCAAUGGUUGGCAGGCGACAUGCAGGCACUCUUGGGACAUAGAGUCUUAAUUGUGGACGAAGUUGAUGACUCUGGAAGGACGCUGUAUUAUGCUAUUUCAGAACUGAAGAAGGAUGUAGAACAGGCACUCGCACACAUGCCCAAAGAAGAGCAGGAAGCCAAACGGCCCAAGUUUGCUGUCUUCGUAGUACACAACAAGAUCAAGCCAAAAGCGGAAAAACUUCCAGAUGAUAUUAUGUACUUUGCUGGUCAAGAAAUUCCAGACAAAUGGUUCGAUUAUCCGUGGGAGAUGAAGGACGUGUACGAACAUGAUGCAAAAGUGCUGGCGUCUCGACAGAGGGGUGAGGGAGCAGACAAGAACUGAUGACACAGGUUACACACACGGUUACACAUUGCGCAGCAGCAGUCAGCGGUUCCAGUUUUCAAUCCGACCAGUGCGAAACGGGGCAAC
Molecule: messenger RNA, 699 nt
Organism: Dacryopinax primogenitus
Lineage: Eukaryota; Fungi; Basidiomycota; Dacrymycetes; Dacrymycetales; Dacrymycetaceae
Exons: 8
Coding region: 82-612 (176 amino acids)
Biological process (GO): GMP salvage; IMP salvage; hypoxanthine metabolic process
Cellular component (GO): cytoplasm
Molecular function (GO): hypoxanthine phosphoribosyltransferase activity
Source: RefSeq, a predicted model, not a curated record